AUGUCUGACACGAACCACCGAACGGGCGUAGACUUUGAGGUGGAUCCGGACAAAGUCACCAAUUCGCGUCAGUUACUUCGCAACCAGGCAAAUCUGUUGCGACUUGUCAGAGAUGUAUGGCGCCGAAUUCAGGCUACCAUCUCUGCUUUUCCCAACGAAUUAAGAACUACAUUCUCAGCUAUACGAGAAGCGAUGAUGCCGACUAGUGGCAAUGGCGAUGAAUUAAAAUCAUCGCAAACAGAAAAUGGAGCUUUAUUUGAGCACGUCAUUUCGGCGUGUGUCUUUCUGCGGUUUGUUUGUCCGGCAAUUUUGUCACCUUCACUUUUUGGGCUGGCUGAAAGUUUUACAGAAGAUACGCGAGCAGUUAGGGCUUUUACUCUGGUCGCUAAGACAAUUUUGAACUUGGCUAACUUCACUUUGUUCGGUGACGUGAAAGAAUUGCACAUGGACUUUCUCAAUCGCUUCGUUGCAGAAGAGAUGCCAUCGAUGCGGGCCUUGCUGUGGCGCCUGUCAGAGCCCGGUUUGCAAAAUAACGACAGUGUUGAGAAUACCGACGUCGACUCCACACUCCACACUGCUCAACUAGUCGAUGUACUCACUGUGCUGAAACAUCCCGCAGCCGAGGCGGUCAGUGGUGCAGCCAGUGUUGGCCUGGAUCCCGUGCCUGUGUCCGCCUAUUGUGGACGAUGUGUAAGUGCUUGCCUGAAGAUCCCAUAA
Molecule: messenger RNA, 717 nt
Organism: Hydatigera taeniaeformis
Lineage: Eukaryota; Metazoa; Platyhelminthes; Cestoda; Cyclophyllidea; Taeniidae
Source: the annotation of a GenBank genome assembly